CCGCCUGGUUGUGUACGUUUGGAAAGAGAGAGAUAAACAGAGAGAGAGAGAGAGAUGCAGCCGAGUGGCGGUUCUGAUCCGCAACAGCAGAGCCAGCAGCAGCAGCAGGCGGCGGCGGCGGUGGCGGCGCUGCAGCAGCAGUGGGUGGCGAUGCAGUAUCCGGGGGCGGCGAUGGUAAUGCCGCACCAGAUGAUGCCGAUGCCGCUGCCGCAUUAUCCACCGCACUACAUGCCCUACCAGCCCCCUCACUACCACGUUCCUCGCCAAUACCAGCCCCAGCCGCAUCAGCCGCAAGGAUCCAACGGCGAGAAUCGCACGAUCUGGAUCGGCGACCUCCAGAAUUGGAUGGACGAGGAUUACCUGCACAGCUGCUUCGCCUCCACCGGCGAGGUUUCCUCCAUUAAGGUUAUUCGAAACAAGCAGACUGGUUUAUCUGAAGGCUAUGGUUUUGUGGAAUUCAUUUCCCAUGCUGCAGCCAAUAAAGUACUACAAAACUAUACCGGCAAAGCAAUGCCUAAUACUGAACAAACUUUUCGAUUGAACUGGGCUACAUAUAGCAUGGGUGAUAAGCAGUUACAUAAUGGUUCUGAUCUUUCUAUAUUUGUAGGAGAUUUAGCUUCAGACGUUACCAACAACUUGUUACAUGAAACUUUUGCUAGUAAAUAUCCUUCUGUAAAGGCUGCUAAAGUUGUCAUUGAUGCCAAUACUGGUUGUUCAAAAGGUUAUGGUUUUGUAAGGUUCGGAGAUGAGAAUGAAAGAUCACAAGCCAUGACUGAAAUGAAUGGUGUAUACUGUUCAAGCAGGCCAAUGCGCAUUGGUGCUGCAACACCCAGGAAAUCAUCUGGAUAUCAGCAACAGUAUUCUUCUCAAGGUGGGUAUGUAUCAAAUGGUGCUUCUACUCAGAGUUCCCAGCCUGAUGGAGAUUCUACAAACACGACUAUAUUUGUUGGAGGGCUCGAUCCUGAUGUCACAGACAAAGAUCUUAGAAACACUUUUUCCCAGUAUGGCGAGAUAGUUUCUGUGAAAAUUCCAGUUGGGAAAGGAUGUGGUUUUGUACAAUUUGCUAACAGGAAUAAUGCUGAAGAGGCAUUGCACAAAUUGAAUGGUACAACAAUUGGCAAGCAAAAUGUGCGGCUUUCAUGGGGGAGAAAUCCAGCAAAUAAACAGUUGAGAGCUGGCUUCAGCAACUCAUGGAGUGGGGCAUACUAUGGAGCGCAAAUUUAUGAUGGCUAUGGAUAUACUCUGCCACCGCCACCACAAGAUCCAAGCAUGUACGCUGCUGCAGCUGCCGCCUAUGGGGCUUAUCCUAUCUAUGCCACCCACCAACAGCAAGUAAGCUGAAUAGCUUAUAGCUUGCUACUGAACCAACAGAGAGAAUGUUUAGUUCUAGUGGUCGAGGCCAUCCACUUGUCGUGGCUUUAUUUAUCUUCUCAUUUCUCUGUUAGGAGUUGAUCCUGUGCAAUCCUCUCCAAAUAUGGAGUGGAACUGAAUUUUGGUAACACGAGGUAGUUUUUAGGGAUUUUUAUUUUAAUUAAACAUUCGUUUAGAAGUGCGGAAUUUGACAUGAAACUUUUUUAUUGUAAUAAAAUGGAAUGUGGGUAGCCUGUUUCCAGAA
Molecule: messenger RNA, 1615 nt
Organism: Diospyros lotus (date-plum)
Lineage: Eukaryota; Viridiplantae; Streptophyta; Magnoliopsida; Ericales; Ebenaceae
Product: polyadenylate-binding protein RBP47-like
Exons: 6
Coding region: 55-1341 (428 amino acids)
Cellular component (GO): cytosol
Molecular function (GO): mRNA binding
Source: RefSeq, a predicted model, not a curated record